Messenger RNA from Nothobranchius furzeri (turquoise killifish), 2221 nucleotides. RefSeq names its product tumor necrosis factor receptor superfamily member 5. NCBI's taxonomy places the organism in Eukaryota, Metazoa, Chordata, Actinopteri, Cyprinodontiformes, Nothobranchiidae. Gene Ontology annotation, molecular function: protein binding. The record is from RefSeq and is a predicted model, not a curated record.
CCAUGCCUGUGGGUGACUGUUGUUGCUCUUGGGGGGACAGCCCAGUUCCAGGCCGGUGACCCCAUCCUUACAUUGUCUCAGUGACCUGUAGUCAAUGUGUCACUGUUACUAAAAUAACUAUUUUGUGUGAAUCCUGAUGCAUGUGUAGGAUCAGUUCAUUCAGACUAUGACUCCACUUUCCUCCGCUCGCUGUUGGCGCAGACAGAUAUUUUAGGUAUUUUCACUCUUUUCUUAGAAUGUGAGUAACUUUACCCUUCAGUUGCAUUUAAAAAUUGGCUAAAAGUAAUCCAACAAGAGGAAAUUUAACGAAAGCCAGUCUAAAGCAGCUGAUGUCUGAAAGAAAAAACAACUGUCACAAUGAUUUUUUUUCUUCCAUCGAGUUGUUUGCCGUGCAAACGGCCGUUUUGUCUGCAGUGUUUGUCAAAAAUUACAGUUUCAACGGAAAACGGUGAGACUUUGAUCCUCAAAAGUUAGUCAGAUGAUGGUUUUCUGUGCGCGCAAGAGAGCUGAACGUACAAACAUCACGGCAGCACGCUGAUGGUGAGAGGGGGCGGGAAAGACAGGAAGAUGUUACCAGGUAAGGAAAUAAUGACUCAUAGGAUGGGUUAGAGUGAGCAAGAAGACAGAGAGAAAGAAGCAGACUAGAAGACGUUGACUUUACAGUAGAAGCGGAGCAAGACACAUCGAAGGAUGGGAUUAGUGCAAUACUUCUGGGUGGUGAUAUCUGCUCUGCUGACUCUCACCUCUCCCAUGCCACCAAGGAGCUUCAUGGAUGGAGACAGAAUGUGUACGGAAUGUCCUGCAGGUGAGUACUUCAGGUCUUGCAACGCUUGCACACCCUGUUCUGAUGGAUCCUACACGACUGAUUGGAACCGAGAGGAGCACUGUCACACCUGCUUCAGAGAUUGCUCACCAGAAAAUCAUCUGAGAGUGGUUCAGAAUUGCACCAGUAAAACCCCUCUGCUGUGUGAGUGUGAGUCUGGUUUCAGAUGCACAGACACGGUCCUCUUGUCGAGCAACUGCAGGCAGUGUGAACAAGAACAACAUCCAAAUGCAACAGCAAGCUCAGGCAAUGAUAAACCGAUCCCUCCCCCGGGUCAAACAGAACCCUGCAGGUACCCCAGGUGUGGCCGUCAGCCUGAAUCAACGAAGUCCAGCUCAAAUCCCAAAGGAGCUCUACUAGCAGCCAUUUUGAUUCCGGUGGUUUUGAUCGGAUGUGUGGCCCUGGCCAUCCUGUUCUGCAUCCAUCGUCCACGAGACGAGACCUGCUUCAGGCAAACUAUCGCCAAGCUGUGUAAUGAGGAAGGGCAAGAUGCGUCUCACAGGUCGAACGAGUCGACUCAUCCGUUCCCCGGAGACUCAUUCAGUGCAAAGCAGCAGCCGUCGCCCCUUUCAGCUUCAAGUUUAGGACCGGUUCACGUCCACAAUCCGGGCACCGUCAUAUUCAGCCUGCUCAGUCAAUUCACAGGCCAGGUCGGGCCAACUAUGCUGGGCGGGAAACGAGCCGAAAGAGCGAGCAACAAGGAGGAGGACGAUAAAGAUCGUCCCGUGUUUCAUCCCACGUCCUCUCCCAGCAUUCAUCUCUCUGAGGAGGAGAGGAGCGGAGAGAUCGACAACAUCUUCUUCCCCUCCCAGGAGCAGGGAAAGGACUGCCACGUGUCGAAGGAGGAGGGGUGUGAUGAUCUCUAAGGAUUUGUUUAUGAAGGACAAGCUGGUGUUCAGAAGAUCCAGUCGUGUAAAGAGGUUUAAAGCUGUGGAAACGACCGGACGAAGGUGGAGGUGAUUCAUCUUUCUCUAUAGAACAGAUUUUCUUCAGACUCUGGAAAACUCCCUGGAAUAUGAUCUUUUGUUUUGUUGUUUAUUUUUCAAUUUCAAUUCAAUUCAAGUUUAUUUAUGUAGCGCCAAAUCACGACAAGAGUCGUCUCAAGGCACUUCACAUAAUAAACAUUCCAAUUCAGGUCAGUUCAUUAAGCCAAUCAGCAAUAAUGUUUCCCAUAUAAGGAACCCAGCAAAUUGCAUCAAGUCAUUGACUAGUGUCAGUGACUUUACAGCAAUCCUCAUACUAAGCAAGCAUAAAGCGACAGUGGAGAGGAAAACUCCCUUUUAACAGGAAGAAACCUCCAGAGAUUCCUGGCUCAGUAUAAGCAGCCAUCCUCCACGACUCACUGGGGAUCGAGAAGACAGAAAACACACACACACACACACACACACACACACACAC